This is a messenger RNA of Coniosporium apollinis CBS 100218, 6153 nucleotides long. RefSeq lists its product as uncharacterized. Bases 1 to 6153 code for a protein of 2050 amino acids. Gene Ontology annotation, biological process: intracellular protein localization; retrograde transport, endosome to Golgi; endocytosis. Gene Ontology annotation, cellular component: endocytic vesicle; Golgi apparatus; membrane. The transcript is spliced from 8 exons. The record is from RefSeq and is a predicted model, not a curated record. NCBI's taxonomy places the organism in Eukaryota, Fungi, Ascomycota, Dothideomycetes.
AUGGCCAGCGCUGAAGAAGCCCCCUCCACCAGCGGUGCCCCCUCGCUCCCCGAGCUCGACAUACCAAAGCUGCACUCUCUCCCUUCCGAGCAGCAGGACCUAUACCUCCUCACGUUCACCGCAGACUUAGCCAGACAUGUUGCUGCAUUGGACGCAGAUGGAGCUUCAGCAUACCAGAUACUCGUCAAGAAACAGUUAUUCCAGAUAAUCAACCUUUCCUCCCCAGCACCAACCCGAGUGGUCCGCAACAAUCUCGGCCGGACCUUCGCUGGUAUUUUUGGCAAAGGUGACAGGAAGUUGCUGUUCGAGUCGAUCAAUGAACUGGUGGGCAUUCUAAAUAGCGGCGCAAAGAGCGAGAAGGAUAUCAAAGCCAAGCACGCCGCUAUACACUGCCUAGGCGCUGUCUUUGAAGCAGCCGGCGAUAGCGCCAUCAGCUUGGCAAACGUCUCGUCCACCUCAUGUCUCAAGCUGCUGAAGUUGAGCCAGAAUCAUGCUGGCUUCCGCGCUGCUAUAUUCAGAGCACUCGGUCGGAUCAUCAAGGGGGUUAACGCUAGUGCCGACGAGCAAGCAGUAAGGGAUAUCUCGAAACAAGCAAGAUCGGCUGCGUCGAAUGACAAGGCAAAUCUGGUUCAGUCGAGCGCCUGCUGGUGCUUAGAGCAGAUUGUACGGCACACGGCAUUUUACGACAACUCGAACGACUUCGAGAAGCUACAGAAUGUCGUCUGGAAGGCCAUUGACAGCUCGUCUACCUCUGUCAGACACGCUUCCGCUUCGUGCCUUGCCGCUGCUCUUGUUAAGGCUUACUCCGAAUCACCCGACAGAGGAGCACUGCCCAAGUUUAAGAGACCGAAAAAAUCACUCAAAAAGCAAGGCGCGGCUGACGACGAGGAUGAGGCUGCUGAGAGACCCGGUUCGCCUGCACUGUCUAGGCCGGCUACUCAACUCGGUUUCACCCUUAUUGAACUCCUGAGGCAGCUGUCAGGCCAUUAUUGCCGUUCUUCCACAAGUAACCGUGCUCGAGCAGGUAUUGCCGUCUGUUACGUCAAGAUACUCAAAGGCCUUGAUGAAGCCGUUGUCGAGGCGAAGUACGAUGAUAUUGUACGUCAUCUGUUAAAUGAUCUUCUGAGCUCUCCAAGCAUCAUUCACAACCGGUAUCGGCUGCUCACCACGCGUAAAUACCUCCGCAUCAUCCUUGAGGAUGUGGUUGGCAAAAAGAUUCUUGGCGAAGCGGGACAGCUCAGUGCCUCCAAACAUUUGGUUAACGACGUCGUCAAAAACUAUCCGCAAACACUUAAAGAAAGGCCCGAGCCGACGAAGCAAGCGCUUACAGGCGCCCUGAGUGCACUCACAUCCCUACUCAAUACUCUGGGAUCCGCCACAAGCAGUAUUGCAGAGACCUGUCGGGAAGGCUUACUGCAGGUUCUUCAGCAUCCUAGCUACACAGUGCAGGUACACGCAUCAGCCUGCCUGCGGGCUUUCGUACUUGCUUGCCCUCAGCAGCUACUGCCCACCAUCACGAUCUGCAUGAACAGCGUUGGCCGGGAGCUUGGCCAGUUGGCGGGCGGACGUCAGUCUUCAAGAAAGUGCGUCGGAUUUGCCAAUGGUCUAUCUGCAGUUUUGAGCACCUCCACUGUCCAGCCAUUAUACGGAUCUGUAGAUGUCUACUCGCGUGUUCUGUCGCAAGCAACGACACUGCUUAAGUCUAGUGGAGGCUCGGAUCUGCGAGUCUCAAGCACCCAGAUACAGGUAGCCUGGAUCCUUAUUGGAGGGCUUAUGAGUCUCGGACCAAACUUUGUCAAGAUACAUCUUUCCCAGCUUCUGCUGCUCUGGAAGAACGCUUUACCGAAGCCUUUAAAUAAGGACAACAUGGUCCAGAGGAACAUGCUGGAGCUCAGCUUCCUCGCUCAUGUCAGAGAAUGUGCUCUUGGAGCCAUCCUCGCGUUCCUCGGGUCGAACAGCAGGCUGCUCACUACUGACGUUACGAAGCGUCUAGCUGCCAUGCUUCAGAAUACCUCGGUAUUCCUCAACAGCUUGCCAACCAAAAAGACUACCGAAGAGCUCCAACAACGACUCUCACCAGCUUUGCAGCUUCACGAUUUUGAUCUCAUGGUCCGCCGGAGAGUCUUGCAAUGCUAUACCAAACUCAUCAACCUGAGUCCACUAGGAAGUGUAGAAACUCUGUUGCAGACCAACUUGCUUCCUCUCGCUGUUGCCGCAUUUGCCGACCCCGAGAAUCAUGUCCCAAGCUCUCUCAGUACUACUAUAGCCAGCUCAGCAGGCACAAUUGAGACAGUCUGGGAAGCUGGUGACAAUAGCGGGUUCGGCGUUACAGGGUUGAUCAAGGGCUUUGAUACCGGUCCCCAUUUAGGUGAGCAUGGCACUAACGUUCCGAGACACUGGACUACUAGAGGCAGUCCAGAAGCGGCCAUUGACCGAACGCUUCUAUCGCCUGUGUGCGGCGCACGAGAGCAUGACUCCAUAUCUUUGUACCUUAGCCAGACCGACAAAUCGAGCGAAUUUUCUGAUCCUCCUGCAACUGAGGUCGUGAAUGCUGCCAUCACUCUUUUCGCCGUCUCGCUGCCCUUGCAGACUCCCAAGGUACAAGAGAGCAUCUUAGAGCAGAUCUCCUCGUUCCUCUCUGCCAGUAGUCUUCAGCGAGACCAGCUGAGAAAGACCGCGAUGAUAGUCAAUAUCACUACAGCUCUUCUUGCCACGCUCAAAGUAGCAGCCAAAGAGGCACCCGUAGCACCUGGAGACAUCAGAAGCCCAGCCGUCGAAAAGGCGAUGCAGGAGCUCUUGCACGCUGUCAUCACGCAUCCAGAUCAAUAUAUCCGGCACCUAGCAGCGGAAGCACUCGGCCGUCUCUGCAGCAUCUCCGGCAAUAACUUCACAACGAUCGAAGUCAAUUACUGUGUAGAUCAGAUCGUUGCAAAUCGAGAGCCAAAUGCACGCGCAGGCUAUGCACUUACACUUGGCUGCAUUCAUUCACAACUCGGCGGUAUGGCAGCUGGCUACCAUCUCAAGAACAUACUCGGCAUACUUAUGUCUCUUGCCAACGACCCGCAUCCGACAGUCCACUUCUGGGCCCUCGAUAGCUUAGCCAGAGUAGCUGACUCUGCCGGCCUGUCUUACUCUAGCUUCGUCACCAGCACUCUUGGCAUGAUGGCGCAACUCUACACGGUUGACUCCCAUAACGAGGAAGGUAGCUCGUUAGCAUCGUCCAAUUUCGAGACCGAGCUUGCGUCGCCUGUUCUCAUCGCGCGAUGCAUCGACAGUGUCAUCAACGUACUUGGGCCUGAUCUCCAGGAUAUGUCGAAGGCAAGAGAUCUCAUCAUGACUUUAAUCAGCCAAUUCGGUGCCGAGGAAGACGAGCUUAUGCUUAUUGAGAGCUUACGAUGCCAAGAACACAUGUCUCUGUAUGCACCUGGCCACAUGGUUUUCGCAGACUAUGUCAAACGCCUGCAGAAGGACCUCGACUCCGGGUCGGAUCAAAUCAGAGACAUGGCCCUGGAAGGCCUGCAUAAUCUGAUGAGACGAGACGCCGAAGAAAUAUUUCGAACGGCAGAGCCAGGCCUUGAGAACCAGCUGUGGUUGCUGCUCAAUAACUUGCCGGGUCACGAAGUUAUCUGUAACAUCAUGCGCAACUGGCUCGAGCAGACUGGCCUGGCUAGCACCACCGCGUGGGUACAGCGGUGCCAAACUGUGCUAACGCGGACAGUUCAAAGGCCCGGUCAGUCGCAACAAACGGUCGAGGCAAAGCCAGCCGGUCCAGACUUGCAAGAUGAAGAAGUUGCCGGCUUCGCUGCUGCAUCGGGCAGUGCAGCUGAGGAUCCAGCGACACGGACAUCGAGUCAGGAACUGCUCAAGUGGCAAGUGAGGGCUUUCGCCUUGGACCUGCUUAGUGAGCUGCUCGCCACGGUCAGUAGGGAUUCUGCUGCGCGUGACUCCUCGUCAGCGGAGCUGGCACUUCAGCAAAGAGUUGCGGAUGUCGUGCGAAUCGCGUUCUCGGCGUCGACUGCUGGUGUUGUUGAGCUCAGAAUUAGGGGUUUGCGCAUCAUUGAUCAAGUUCUCAAGCUUUUCGGCAAGACUCCCGACCCUGACUUCGCAGAGGCCUCCCUGCUGGAACAGUAUCAAGCUCAGAUUGGCUCGGCACUCACUCCAGCCUUCGCAGCUGAUUCAUCGCCGGAGCUGGCGGCCGAGGCGAUCAACGUCUGUGCCACCUUCAUCGCAACGAGCAUUGUCACAGACGUGGACCGUAUGGGCCGCAUCCUCAAGCUGCUAGUAUCCGCGUUGGUGAACUUCUCGAGUAAUACGGAGACCGCUGCCAUUGGUGACCUCAAAGGCCUCAGCUCGAACGCGCAAGUAAUGGUCAAGAUGUCGGUAUACUCCGCGUGGGCAGAGCUUCAGAUAGCCAGCACUGAGCAGAAAUAUCUUGUCGACGUCUUGAAGCCUUACAUUGCGAGGCUGACUCCGCUGUGGCUGUCGUCAUUGCGAGAAUACGCGCGGCUGAGGUUUGAACCGGAUAUCUCGAUGACUUCUGGGCCUGCGUCGCUGUCUGGUAGCCUAGACACUGUAUACGCGGCACUGAACCGGGAGACUUUGCUCAAGGCAUGUCCCUUCUACCAGGACUCAUGGCUCAAACUCGUGGACGCCAUCGCCAGCUUGAUAGAUGAAGACAGCGGAUUCGUCUUCGACGCUCUGGACGGUAGAACAGAGGCCGACGAAAUGAGUAUACCCAACAGUAAAGCCAGCGAUAUCAACUACCGCGACGAACCAGCAGCGUUCUUCUUCGUGCUCUUUGGGCUUGCGUUCGAAGCGCUGGUUGGCCGACCGAGCGAUACUCAAGCCAGCAGAGAGCAGACCUUGGAGAUCUUGCAGGCGCUCAAGAAGAUCCUGCGGCCCUCCGUUUCGGGACACGCGAUCUACCAGGAGGUUGUCUUCUCGGAGACGAUGGACAUGCUCGACAGGCUCAUCUUGACCGAGGGCCUGAAUAUACAGGCUGUGAUAGUUGAAAUAGCAAGGAAUUUGUGCUUGAGCCAUCCCUCGGCGAAGACGGAUAUAGGCACCGCGGUUGCCGAAGAGAAGCUAUCCGAGGACAUAGACCAGCUGUUCGAGCUGACCCGUAUCAUCGUCCUUGUGCUCGCCGGCCUCGUUCCCAACCUGACCGAAAACAAACCACAAGCCCGCCACCCCCUCAACAACGAAGCAACAACCCUCCUCACAACCUCCCUCUCCGCCCUCGUCGACGCCGCCGCCGUGUUCCCCGCAAUAAUCAAGACCGACCUGCACGCCUGCAUCCUGCAUAUCUUCGCCUCCAUCCUCGGUAACCCCACCGCCCAAGCAGCCGUCGUCCCACAAUCCCUCCCAAUCCUCAGACGCUUCGUCUCCAGCAUCGUGGCCCAGCAGCCCACCUCCCAGAAGUCAGGGACCACGACCCAACUCCGCGGCGCGCUAGCUCGCUUCCUAUCAAUCUUGAAGACAGGACAGAGGCGGGAGAUGGAGGCAGCGGUGGCGUGCGAGAAAAACACCAUCCUUGCAACCACUAUCCUCAUCAGCUCCGCAGCGCUAGUCUUCGACCCUGCAGACCCGCUCCUCAGGCGCGCGAUCACAGAGCUGGCUGACUGUCUCGAGAACAGCCUCACCAGCAAAGUGGCCGCUGGGUGUUGCCGCUCGCUCCUCCUGCUGCCACCCAGCCGCGGAGCCGCUAAGUUGGCGAUAUCCGCGCUGCUCCUCCCUCGCGUCGUCGGGUUUCUGACGCAGCAGCCGCCUGAGGGGGAAGGUGAGAGCCUAGCCGAGAGCCGAACCAUCCUCUCCACGGCGCUGGUCUCGUUCGUCGCGUCCCUCGAAGCCAAGAAAAUCCCCACGGCGAUGGCGCUCGUGCUGCCGACCCUGUUGGGCAGAGCAGCGAGGGAGGGCGAGGACCUUUAUCCCGAGAUGGCGGCACGGUUGCUGCAGCUUGCGGGCGUGGAGCAAGGGGUGUUUAGGGAGGUUGUGGGGAGGUUGGAACAGGGGCAGAGGGGGUUUAUGGAGGAGGUGCUUAAGAGUGGGGCUAAGGCGGGUGGACAGAAGCGAGGUGGGGGUGUGGGGAUGUUGAGGGGGGAGGAGGGGAGGGAACCGAGUAUCGCGCUGAAAAUGGAUUUUGGGGGGCUGUGA